Molecule: messenger RNA, 4426 nt
Organism: Ochotona princeps (American pika)
Lineage: Eukaryota; Metazoa; Chordata; Mammalia; Lagomorpha; Ochotonidae
Gene: SIK3
Product: SIK family kinase 3
Exons: 25
Coding region: 16-4188 (1390 amino acids)
Biological process (GO): microtubule cytoskeleton organization; intracellular signal transduction; protein phosphorylation
Cellular component (GO): cytoplasm
Molecular function (GO): protein serine/threonine kinase activity; tau-protein kinase activity; ATP binding
Source: RefSeq, a predicted model, not a curated record
UCACUGCACAACAAGAUGGCGGCGGCGGCGGCGAGCGGAGCUGGCGGGGCUGCCGGGGCCGGAGCGGGGGGACCCGGACCGGCGGGCCGCCUGCUGCCUCCGCCGGCCCCGGGCCCCCCGGCCGCCCCCGCCGCUGUGCCCCCGGCGGCCGGCCCGCAGCGUCCCUCAGCCCCGGCCUCCCGCGGGCCGAUGCCCGCUCGCAUCGGCUACUACGAGAUCGACCGCACCAUCGGCAAGGGCAACUUCGCCGUGGUCAAGCGGGCCACGCACCUCGUCACCAAGGCCAAGGUUGCUAUCAAGAUCAUAGAUAAAACCCAACUGGAUGAAGAAAACUUGAAGAAGAUUUUUCGGGAAGUUCAAAUUAUGAAGAUGCUUUGCCACCCCCAUAUCAUCAGGCUAUACCAGGUUAUGGAGACAGAACGGAUGAUUUAUCUGGUGACAGAAUAUGCUAGUGGAGGGGAAAUAUUUGACCACCUGGUGGCCCAUGGCAGAAUGGCAGAAAAAGAGGCCCGCCGGAAGUUCAAGCAGAUUGUCACAGCUGUCUACUUUUGUCACUGUCGGAAUAUUGUUCAUCGCGAUUUAAAAGCUGAAAAUUUACUUCUGGAUGCUAAUCUAAAUAUCAAAAUUGCAGAUUUUGGCUUCAGUAAUCUCUUCACUCCUGGGCAGCUGUUGAAGACCUGGUGUGGCAGCCCCCCCUAUGCCGCACCUGAACUCUUUGAAGGAAAGGAAUAUGAUGGGCCCAAAGUGGACAUCUGGAGCCUUGGAGUUGUCCUCUAUGUGCUUGUGUGUGGUGCCCUGCCAUUUGAUGGGAGCACAUUGCAGAACCUGCGGGCCCGGGUGCUGAGCGGAAAGUUCCGCAUCCCGUUUUUUAUGUCCACAGAGUGCGAACACUUGAUCCGUCACAUGCUGGUGUUAGACCCGAAUAAGCGCCUCUCCAUGGAGCAGAUCUGCAAGCACAAGUGGAUGAAGCUGGGCGACGCUGACCCCAACUUUGACAGGUUAAUAGCUGAAUGCCAACAACUAAAGGAAGAAAGACAGAUGGACCCCCUAAAUGAGGAUGUUCUCUUGGCUAUGGAAGACAUGGGCCUCAACAAAGAGCGGACGCUGCAGUCAUUAAGAUCAGAUGCCUAUGAUCACUAUAGUGCCAUCUACAGCCUGCUGUGCGACCGACAUAAGAGACAUAAAACCCUGCGUCUCGGAUCCCUUCCUAGCAUGCCCCGGGCUAUGGCAUUUCAAACACCAGUCAAUAUCCAGACGGAGCAGUCAGGGACCACUAUGAACAUCAGCGUUCCCCAGGUGCAGCUGAUCAACCCAGAGAACCAGAUUGUGGAGCCCGAUGGGACAGUGAACUUGGACAGUGAUGAGGGUGAAGAACCAUCCCCUGAAGCAUUGGUGCGCUAUUUGUCAAUGAGGAGGCACACAGUAGGUGUGGCUGACCCACGCACGGAAGUCAUGGAAGAUCUACAGAAGCUCCUACCAGGCUUCCCUGGCGUCAAUCCACAGACUCCAUUCCUGCAAGUGGCCCCUAACAUGAACUUCAUGCAUAACCUGCUGCCUAUGCAGAAUUUGCAACCAACUGGGCAGCUUGAGUACAAGGAGCAGUCUCUGUUACAACCUCCAACCCUGCAGCUCCUGAAUGGAAUGGGGCCCCUUGGCCGGAGGGCAUCAGAUGGAGGAGCCAACAUCCAGCUGCACGCCCAGCAGCUUCUGAAGCGCCCACGGGGACCUUCCCCACUUGUAACCAUGACACCAGUGAGUAGUGGUACAGAGCCCAACUUUCCUGGAGACAUGAUAAAAAGGUUUCAGGCAGUCCCAGCAGUUACCCCUGUGGACGAGGAAAGCUCAGACGGGGAGCCAGAUCAGGAAGCUGUGCAGAGGUACUUGGCAAAUAGGUCCAAAAGACAUACACUGGCCAUGACCAACCCUACAGCUGAGAUCCCAGCGGACCUUCAACGACAGCUAGGACAGCAGCCUUUCCGGUCCCGGGUCUGGCCUCCUCACCUGGUACCUGAUCAGCAUCGCUCUCCCUACAAGGACUCCAACACCCUGCACCUCCCUACGGAGCGUUUCUCCCCCGUGCGCCGGUUCUCAGAUGGGGCUGCAAGCAUCCAGGCCUUCAAAGCUCACUUGGAAAAAAUGGGCAACAACAGCAGCAUCAAACAGUUGCAGCAGGAGUGUGAGCAGCUGCAGAAGAUGUACGGAGGGCAGAUUGAUGAAAGAACCCUGGAGAAGACCCAGCAGCAGCAUAUGUUAUACCAGCAGGAGCAGCACCACCAAAUUCUCCAGCAGCAAAUUCAAGACUCCAUCUGUCCUCCCCAGCCUUCUCCACCUCUUCAGGCUGCAUGUGAAAAUCAGCCUGCCCUCCUCACCCACCAGCUGCAGAGGUUAAGGAUUCAGCCUUCAAGCCCUCCCCCCAACCACCCCAACAACCAUCUCUUCAGGCCUCCUAGUAAUAGUCCUCCCCCAAUGAACAGUGCCAUGAUCCAGCCUCACGGUGCUGCAUCUCCCUCCCAGUUUCAAGGAUUACCCUCCCGCAGCACAAUCUUCCAGCAACAGGCUGAAAGCUGCUCCCCUCCUCCUAACAUGGCACUCACCUGCUUGGGCAUGCAGCAGCCUAGCCAGUCACAGCAGGUGACCAUCCAAGUACAAGAGCCUGUUGACAUGCUCAGCAACAUGCCUGGAACAGCUGCAGGCCCUGCUGGGCGAGGCAUCUCCCUUAGCCCCAGUGCCAGUCAGAUUCAGAUGCAGCACCGCACCAACCUGAUGGCCACCCUUAGCUACGGGCACCGACCCUUGUCCAAGCAGCUGAGUGCCGACAGUGCAGAGGCCCACAGCUUGAACGUGAAUCGGUUCUCCCCUGCUAACUACGACCAAGCGCAUUUACACCCCCAUCUGUUUUCGGACCAGUCCCGGGGUUCCCCCAGCAGCUACAGCCCUACAACAGGAGCAGGGUUCCCUCCAACCCCAGCCCUGAAAGUCCCUCCACUUGACCAAUUCCCCACCUUCCCUCCCAGUGCACACCAGCAGCCGCCACACUAUACCACAUCGGCACUGCAGCAGGCCCUGCUGUCCCCCACGCCGCCAGACUAUCCAAGACACCAGCAGGUACCCCACAUCCUUCAGGGACUGCUCUCUCCCCGGCAUUCACUCACCGGCCACUCGGACAUCCGGCUGCCCCCAGCAGAGUUUGCACAGCUCAUUAAAAGGCAGCAGCAACGACAGCAACAGCAGCAGCAACAGCAACAACAGCAGCAGCAGCAAGAGUACCAAGAAUUGUUCAGGGCCAUGAACCAAGGGGAUGCUGGGAGUCUGGCUCCCAGUCUUGGGGGACAGUGUAUGACAGAGCACCAGGCUUUAUCUUACCAACAUACUGACUCGUAUCCCCACCACCACCACCACACCAGCCCCCAGCAUCUUCUACAAAUCAGGGCGCCAGAAUGUAUCUCACAGGUUUCCUCCCCGACCCCGACCCACGGCUAUGCUCAUCAGCCAGCACUAAUGCAUUCAGAGAGCAUGGAAGAAGACUGCUUGUGUGAAGGGGCCAAGGACGGCUUUGCAGAGAGUAAGAGUUCCCAUCCGUUGACCAAAGGUUGCCAUGACAGCCCCCUGCUCUUGAGUACCGGUGGACCUGGAGACCCUGAAUCUUUGUUAGGAACUGUGAGUCAUGCCCAGGAGUUGGGGAUUCAUCCCUACAGACAUCAGCCAGCUGCUGCAUUCAGUAGAAAUAAGGUGCCCAGCCGAGAGUCUGUCCUAGGGAACUGCAUGGAUAGAAGUUCUCCAGGACAAGCCAUGGAGCUGCCAGACCACAACGGACUUGGAUACCCAACACGGCCCUCAGUCAGCGAGCACCACCGGCCCCGGACCCUCCAGAGACACCACACAAUCCAGAACAGCGACGACGCUUAUGUGCAGCUGGAUAACCUGCCAGGAAUGAGUCUCGUGGCUGGAAAAGUCCUUAGUUCUGCCCGGAUGUCGGAUGCCGUUCUCAGUCAGUCCUCGCUGAUGGGCAGCCAGCAGCUUCCAGAAGGGGAGAGUGAGGAAUGUGGGGUGAGUCUGGGGGCUCACGAACAGAGUGACGGCAGCCAGCACGUAAACUCCUCUUGCUAUCCAUCCACGUGCAUGACAGAUAUUCUGCUCAGCUACAAGCACCCCGAGCUCUCUUUCAGCAUGGAGCAGGCAGGCGUGUAGCAAGGAACAGAGUUUUGUGUACAGCUCGGGAAUGAAACGGUUGAUUUUUAAACCAACAGUAUCUAGCAGCAUUGCGCCAAAUUGCCCUUGUGUUUCUCUUCACCCAGAAUAUCAUGGUUCAUUUCCUCACAUUUGUUCACAGUGUGCUCUUUGUUCUUUUGGGUUCUGAGGCGGUAUUGCCAUAUUUGCUUGUAUGACCAAGACAUGAAGGAAAUAAACAGGAAAUCCAUGUUCUCCA